Messenger RNA from Cuscuta epithymum, 1239 nucleotides. The record is from the annotation of a GenBank genome assembly. Lineage: Eukaryota; Viridiplantae; Streptophyta; Magnoliopsida; Solanales; Convolvulaceae.
UAUAUAUUGGCCAAUGGAGCUUCUUACACAUAUGCAGCCGAUGUUUUUAACGUUAUUUGAGAACCAUGUGCAAAUAUUUCAAUCUAGUAUUGUAUGCCUUGAUAUUGUAUGACAAGAUCACAAUUUGCUGGACGUCCACCCCAUUGUUUUCAACAGUUCUUCAGAUUAGCCGUAUUUCAAGGAUUCAGUUGGAACAUUAGAUGGUACUCACAUAGAAGCAGUUAUAUCAGAUGCAAAAGGUGUGCUGUUUCGAGGACGCAAAGGAAGCAAAACCUGGAAUGUUUUUAGCAUGUUGUUCAUUUGAUAAACUAUUCAUGUUUGUCAAUAUUGGCCGGGAAGGAAGCGCACAUGACAUAAGAGUGUGGGUUGAUUACUUAAUGCAAUCAAAAUGUCAUUUUCCUCAUCCCUACCAGGUAAAUAUUACUUGGUAGAUUCAGGGUAUCCAAACACACUUGGAUAUUUAGCCCCAUUUGAUGAUGCGGGAAUGAGGAAACACGUGCCAGAAUUUCGUGAUGGUGGUAAACCAAGAGGAGUAAUGGAACAUUUUAAUUAUCGUCAUUCAUCACUGAGAACUACCAUUGAAAGAGCAUUUUCACAUCUGAAGAAAAGGUGGAAGAUACUUCACAACAUGCCCAAAAUGAAAGAAGAGUAUCAACAAGCAAUUAUUUUCUCAACUUUUGCACUUCAUAAUUUUACCAGCAUGUGCAAAAUGGGAAUACCAAUUUAUGAACAUGAAGGGAAUGGAGAAGGCAUGGUUGAUUCAGAAAAGAAGCUAUGAGCAAUGUUCGCGUGGAAAUUGAGAAACAAAUUUGGGAAGACAUUGAGAAACCCAGAGCAACGGAUGCAUGAUAUAUGAUACAUAUUGUUUUAUAGUAUUAAAACUUUUUUUACAAAUCAAGAUUUUAUUUAUUUUUGGGAAAACUAUCAAUCUAGUCCUUGUACUAUUAAGAAAAAGUCAAUUAGGUCUUCAUACUUUAAAAACAAUCAAUCAAAUCACCGAACUUUGAAAAACAUUCAAUUGAGUCAAUUAGCAGGUUACCUGCCAUGUCAGCAGGUCACCAGCUGACGCGGCGCAUACAUGGCGCACACGUGGCAGUCCAUGUGUGUGCCACAUCAUCAGUAAAUGGAUGGCAAGGCUUCCACGUGGCACCACGUCAGCAAAUUCACCCCUGACCAGGUUGUCACACGUGUGCCACGUCAUCAGGUAACUUGCUGACGUGGCGGGUAACCUGUUAUCGG